AUGCUUCCCCAGAAGAACAGACUGUCUCUUCAGGCGUCGCUCAGUGUGUUGGUUUUCCAUCUGCUCCUCACACACUCCUGCAGAGGUCAGUCUCAACUAAUCGGUCCACCUCAGCCAAUCGUAGCAGCCGUUGGCGAUGACAUAAUUUUACCAUGUCACCUCGAACCUGCCGAGGAUGUUGUUGCCAUGACGUUAGAGUGGACGAGAUCCGACCUGGACUCUGAAUUCGUCUUCGUGUGGCGUUCUGGUCAAGACCUCGUACAUGCGAAACAUCCAUCUUUCAAAGGACGGACAUCCCUGUUCUCUGAGGAACUAAAGCACGGGAACAUUUCACUGAAACUCUCCAAAGUACAACUGUCUGAUCGGGGGACGUACAGCUGCUUCAUCCCUAAACUGGAUAAAAGAUCUGUGGUCGAGCUUGUUGUUGGAGCCGUCUCCUCGGCCGUCAUCAGUUUAGCAGGGACAGACAGAGACAGAGGAGGAGUGAUGUUAGACUGUGAGUCUGCAGGCUGGUAUCCAGAGCCGGAGGUGUUGUGGCUGGACGCUGAGGGAAAGCUCCUCUCUGCUGGACCUCCAGAGACAGUCAGAGGUCCUGAUGACCUCUAUACUGUCAGCAGCAGAGUGACUGUGGAGAAGAGACACAGCAACAGCUUCACCUGUAGAGUCCAGCAGAAGAACACCAACCUCAGCAGAGACGCUCACAUCCAUGUUCCAGAGGGUUUCUUUCCAGUCCAGUCCAGUUCUUCUCCCCUCUUUAUUGUUCUGGCUGUUACUGUGGCUGCUUGCAUCUUUAUUAUUCUUUUACUUGUUCUGUGGAAACUGAGAGGAAACAUAAACAAGACAAAGAGAAACCCUUCAGAGGAAACUGAAGAAGGACGAGAGACAGGAGAGAUGUUAGUGACAGGACAGGAGCAGAGGAGGGAGGAGGAGCUUCAGAAGGAGCAGCAGAUGAGGAGGGAGGAGGAGAGGAGGAGAGAGGAAGCUGAGAAGAAGCUGGAGACCCAUCAGGAGGAAGCAGACACCAAAAACAAAGAGCAGGAACCUGAGGAUGAUGAGUUCAGCACCAGCUCAGCCCGUCAGAACUCAAACUCAGGAUUAGUCUUUGAGUUCGACCCACAGUGCAGAUCCUUCUCUCUCAGAAACACGUCUCAUGAGGACAAAGAACUGAAUGACUGGGAGUUACAGGUGCAGAUCAACGACAGGAAACCCAUCACGCACAGAUUCCAUCACUUAUUCAGAUUCAAGGCUGGAAGACGUCACACUAUUUGGGAGCCACGUCAUGGUUCCAGUUCUCCCAAUAACCAGCCCUAUAACCUGCCCUCUAACCAGCCCUAUAACCAGCCCUAUAACCAGCUGUGGAAGGAGCUGAAGUUCUGGAGACGUGGAGACAAACUGCAGGUCUCCCUCUGCAGCCCCACAGGACAGAUCCAACAUCUCUCAGUUCAUGUUUCUGAUGGACAAUAAUUAACUUCCUUUUUCCUUUAGUUUAUCUUUUAGCUGCUUUUAUGAAAAGUUGCAAACAGCUCGUAAUGUCCUCCUGAUGCUUCACACCUUCAGUCCUCUCGCCUGGUUUGACUGUUAUUUAAACCAGCGGUCCCCAACCUUUUUUAUGCCACGGACCGGUUUCAUGUAAGACAAUAUGUUCGUAGACUGGGGGGGGGAAUAAAUAUGAUAAUAAACUCAGCAUUAGCUGAAUCAGUGGGAGCCUGAGCUCGUGUCUAAAG
Cottoperca gobio is the source of this 1724-nucleotide messenger RNA. Its product is annotated as butyrophilin subfamily 2 member A1-like. Gene Ontology annotation, cellular component: external side of plasma membrane. Gene Ontology annotation, biological process: T cell receptor signaling pathway; regulation of cytokine production. The record is from RefSeq and is a predicted model, not a curated record. Bases 1 to 1464 code for a protein of 487 amino acids. NCBI's taxonomy places the organism in Eukaryota, Metazoa, Chordata, Actinopteri, Perciformes, Bovichtidae. The transcript is spliced from 8 exons. Gene Ontology annotation, molecular function: signaling receptor binding.